Paramecium sonneborni is the source of this 1491-nucleotide messenger RNA. NCBI's taxonomy places the organism in Eukaryota, Ciliophora, Oligohymenophorea, Peniculida, Parameciidae. The record is from the annotation of a GenBank genome assembly.
AUUUUAUUUUGUUAAAUGGGUAAUAAUAUGACAGUGAAUUGGAGUGAAUAAUUAAAACACUCAUUCGAGUUGUAUGAAACUAAUUCAAAGCAUAAUGUUCUUGGAAAUAUAGAUAUUUAUUAAUACAUACCAGACAUUAAAGUGAAAAUCUUCAGUACACAUAAUUAUUAAUAUUUCAAUAGGUAAAAUGACUUAUGUUCCUGAUAAAGAGUAUUUUCUAUAAAAAACUAAAUUGAAGCAUCCAAAUUUACUGAGAGCCUUGGCUUUAGAGAAAUCAUCAGGUACAUGUAGUGGAGACAAAGAUUUUUAUAAGGUUUACUAUGAUUAUCCAGGAAUCUGUACUUUAGAAUAGAUUAUAAGGGAGAAGUAAAAGAUUUUAUUGAAUAUAAAAUAGAUCCAAAAAAUUUACUGAAUCAGCAAUAUGGAAUAUAAUAUUUUAAGUAGUUGAUUGUGCAGAAUAUAUGUAAUCUCACUAUAAAACUAUUGGUAAUAUUAAUCCUUAAUCCAUUUAUGCAUUGAAUGACGGUGUAAAGUUAUUUGUAAAUUAAAUUAUUAUGAUAGGAAGUUAAUAAUAUAUUUAAUAUUGAAUCAUCUUACGAAUAAGCACUCAAAAACUAAAUUGCUAUAUUGUCACCUGAACAAAUUGAAUAACUCUAAAGAAAUAUACCAAUACCUUCAGUUAAUGGUUUCAAAAGUGAUGUUUUUGCAUUUGGAAUAGUUUUGCUUUGUUUAACUACUUUAAGUAGUUUUACUAAAUUUUAUACUUCUGAUCAAGAACUUAACAAGAAUCAAAUUUAUUAAGCUCUUUAAUAAACUAAAGCUCAGUAUUCUGAAUUACUUUUUGGUUUACUUUAGAAAAUGCUACUUGAGAAUCCCUCAGAAAGAUAAUCUUGGAUUGAUAUCAAGGUAAUCACAAUAUUUAUAAAUUAGAGUUUCAUUGAUCCAUUUAAGAUCUUAGAAGAAUAAAAUUAACCUUUUUAUUCCAAUCUUAAGUUAUGUCCUUAAAUUACAAAAAAAGUAAAUAAUUCUGUAAUAGAAUCUGUUUAAUAAAAUACCUAAACAUCAUAAAAUUAGGUUCCAAUAAUUAUUUCUCCAAAUACAACACCUAGAAUAAUUUAAACCUGUUAAUAAUAAGCAGUUAUUCCAACUCCAACAAUAAGUUAAACUUAUGUUCCUUCUUCUACUAUAAAUUUCAGAAAUUAAUCAAUUUAAUAAAUCUAACAGAGCUCAGAUUUUAGUUUGAUAUCUAGAGUUACACCAUAUUUUGGAAAUACAAACUCAAAUUAAAAUCCUCAUUAAGGAGUAAUAAAACUCAAUGAAAUAUCUAAAGCCCCCUCUGUUAUUUAAAAUUAUAAAUCAUAAAAUACAUUACCAACUCAUUCCAUACCACCUUAAUCAGCCGCUCCUUAAUCAAUGCCACCUUAAUCUAUGGCUCCUAAUUCAACUUUUGCUAAUACAUUUUAUAAUCCAUAAUCAGCCAGACCAAAAUGA